Messenger RNA from Manduca sexta (tobacco hornworm), 5486 nucleotides. RefSeq names its product choline kinase A2. Gene Ontology annotation, biological process: CDP-choline pathway; phosphatidylethanolamine biosynthetic process. The record is from RefSeq and is a predicted model, not a curated record. Lineage: Eukaryota; Metazoa; Arthropoda; Insecta; Lepidoptera; Sphingidae. Gene Ontology annotation, cellular component: cytoplasm. Gene Ontology annotation, molecular function: choline kinase activity; ethanolamine kinase activity. The transcript has 11 exons. The coding region runs from base 28 to 1890 and encodes 620 amino acids.
UUUAUCAAUAGUUAAAAAUUUUACGUAAUGAAAAAGGGAAGAGGUGGGGCUAAAAAACUUGGCAUUAAGGUCAUCGACGAGGGUUCUUCGAGCAGUUCUGGACGCAUCAGCCAAGAACAUGCACGGCCCAGGAUUAAAACCGCUACAGAAAGAUCCAUUCUGUCCCCCCAUAAUUCUACAUCAAGUGUUUCAACAUCUAUAUCAAAUUCCUCGCUUUCGUCUUCUAUUUCGAGGUUUCGCAACGAUUUCGAAGAGCUUAAAUGUAAAAUGCGGAUAUUCGGCGAGUCGCUAAGCCUUUGCCGAUGCAUCGCGGACGAUUUCAAGAACAAGCUCACUUACAUGGAAAAGAGAUUGGAGAACUUGGAAAGAAGGCAGACGUUAUGGCGGAGCGAGAGUAACUACUCGGCAAUAAUCCAGAAGAAUAAGAGACUGUCCCACAAAACCCUGCAGGAGGCAAAGAAACUGCAAAUGUGUGGCACCGAGGAGGAGAUGAGGGAAGUGGCCGGCAGGAUCUGCAGGAACUACCUUCAUGGCGCCUGGAAGAGCGUCGACCCUUCGGACCUGGAGUUCAGAAGGAUUAGUGGCGGGUUAUCGAACUUCCUAUACUACGUGGCGCUGCCCGAGGACGCCAACAAGCUGGCCGGGUACUCGGUGCGCGACAGCUCGCCCGACACCGACCCUGAGACAGUAGCUACCAAGCUCAUGAAGAGGUCCGUCAUCAGGUCCAAUUCUUUCAGCAUCGAGGAACCUAAAAAGGUACUGCUACGUAUAUACGGUCAGGUGCAUGGCGAGCGCGCAAUGGACGCCAUAGUGACCGAGUCCGUGAUAUUCACGCUACUGUCCGAGAGGCGACUCGGGCCCAAACUGCACGGCGUGUUCUCCGGUGGAAGGAUUGAGGAGUACAUACCUGCCAGACCACUGCUUACCAAAGAGCUCUCUGAACCGGCAUUGUCCAUGAAGAUAGCUGAGAAAAUGGCUGCCAUCCACUCGAUGGACGUGCCGCUAUCCAAAGAACCGAAUUGGCUGUGGAAGACCAUGGGCAAAUGGCUGAAAACCGUCAAAGAGGAGAGGCUCACCGGCCACUCCACGGGCAAGAAUGACGAAGAACAGCGCGUCAUCAAGCAGCUGAAGGCUGUGGACUUCGACAAAGAAAUAGAAUGGCUCAAAAAGUUCAUCGCCACUGUUGAUUCUCCAGUAGUCUUCUGCCACAACGACAUGCAAGAAGGCAACAUCCUCCUCCUGGAAGACGUAUUGCCCCACCUCGACGAAGAGGUCUCCACCAUCUACGUGCAAGCGUACGACGUCGACACACCAAGGUCCAGCAAAGAGAACAAUCAUACGAAAAUGGCCCAAUAUUCGGGACCUCUGAUGACCUACGAAGACGCAAACACAUCAGACAGCGUGUCCAGCCACAUCUCAGACAGCGGGGAACCUAAACUAGUGCUCAUAGACUUCGAAUACUGCGCGUACAACUACAGAGGGUUCGAUAUUGCAAACCACUUCCAGGAGUGGGGAUAUGAUUACACGAAUCCGGAGCAUCCGUUUUACUUUGAGAAUCAGGAGAACUGUCCCACUUUGGAGCAGAAGGAAAUCUUCAUAAAGGAAUACCUGAAGCACUACAACUCGAACGUGUGCGACGACAAGGACGUCGGGCCCUCCAUCGACGACGUCAACCACCUGCUCUCGGAGGUGGAGGCGUUCGCGCUCGCCAGCCAUCUCUUCUGGAGUCUGUGGUCCAUCGUCAACGCGUCCAAGAGUCAGAUACCUUUCGGAUAUUGGGAGUACGCCCUCUCAAGGCUCGACACAUACUUAAGGCUCAAACACGAGAUGAUCAAAAAGGACAAAUAUGGCUUCCCACAGAAGAGGAAAAUAUGCGAAGUGGACAUAUGAAAUGCGACCCCUCAGGAGUAGACAACGUCGUCGGAUAGGGACGCGGAAUAGACCAAUAUAAGUGGAAGUGUCAUGUACGCAAGAAUCUGCAUAACUGGCUUGUUGUUAUAGCAUUUAUUAUUGUUUUCAAUGCUUUAAUAAGACAAAAUGUUGCUGGUCCUGUGGUGGCUAGCUAAUCGAAUACCACAGAUCACUCCCAUAGGCAUUAAUGGCACUUCCCUUGGGUUCUUAUUCCGUGUGCAGGGUGCGGACACCGAUAGACUGACGGUAUGAACUAUAUAUUCUAAAACAUGUGAUUAUUUUAGUUCGGUACGGCGCGGCACAGAAAUGUUUCAGUGGGUGGUCACGUGGUGUCAUGCAACAAUGGAAUAGUUGAUUUCUCGAUUCGACCUUUAUUAUGUUAAUUGAACGGAGCUUUUAUCGAUUGUAGCUUGGAAUAUCGUUAAUCGAUAUGUACUAAUAGACAAUCGAUAGUGCUUUUUUAUAUUUGGCAGUAACUUACUUUAGAAAACAACUUUUUUCAUGGCCUCAUUUACACAAAUGCAUUUAUUAAGUCGUAAUAUAAGGUUUAAUGUCGGGUGUAUUUUUUUCUAUUACAAUAUGACGUCACGUGGUCUCACUAUUUCUAUCGUGUCACAACCACCGCUUUACUAUCAAAAAAUAUUACAUAAUAAGUAUUUAAAUACCUAACUAUAACAAAUACAAUAAUAUUGUGUCCAUUACUGGAUACUAGACAUUUGUAAAAUAAAAUUUAAAAAAACAUUAAGACGGUACUAAAAUUGAUAUCCGGUCAAUUCCGACUAUGCAUUUCGCUUCCUUUUCCAAAGCGACAUUUUAUAAUAUAAAAAAUGUUUAUAAGAAUAUCACUUCGCCAGAUGCACGUGGAUCAAAUAAUUGUGAACUGGUUUUUAUACGUGUAAGAUUAUAUUUAAAUAUUUAUUAUAACUUACGUGUGGAAUGAGCUGUGUCGAUGAAUUUAAAAUUGACAAAUUCAAUUACACCCUUAUUGUGUUUUGAAAACUGGACGUUAUGUUAAAAAUCUAUCGAACAAAAUGACUGCACUAGGAACUAUAUCUAUCGUUAUACGUACAACUUCUAGAACUUUCUUUCUAGUAGGUGCUUUUAUUGCUUAGGGUAAACCUUGAGCAAUUGUAAUAGAUUUUAAAUUUUAUCGACACAUCCUAUAUUUCUUAUAUGAAAUGCUGGUAUGCUAUCAGUUUUAGUUUUAACUUUGGUCCCACCUUGGUACCACACGAUCAAUUGUGGAAAAUCUUCGGACCAAAGCUAAUGUUGCAAGUUCAAAUCAUAAACUACUUUAUGUAAUAUUGUUUGGUAUAAUUACUGAUUUCAUAACUUGUAUUAUAAUAUAAAUCCUCAAAUAUUUGAAUUUAUUAUAUUUUAAAGUCUACAAGAGUUUCGAAUAUAACUCGAAUAAUAUGGUUAUACUUAGGUCCAUUUUAGUCCUAUUUAUUAUUAUUUAUCAAUGGCUUAAAAUAUUAUUAUAAAAAUACUUGUGUUAAAUCAAUAAUUCAUACCAAAAUAUAAAUACGUAUCUUACUUUUGAGCUUGUAUGAAACCAAAAUAAGGGGAUAGCUGAAAUUGAUGUUUUUUUAACCAAAAAUAAUGAUUUUUGAUACACAUGCUUUUUUAUGUUUAGUUUGGAUUGUCGCUGUGCAAAAAUAGAUGUAGCUUAUGGGUCAUUUUUGACCCAAAAUGUUACAAAAGGGGCUGAAUGUACUUUCUUUUAAGGUGCGGUAAUAAUUAAGAAAUUGCGCGUAAACUGAGUGAGCAUUAGAUAUCUUUGGAUUUGCAUAAUCUGCUAUGGUUUUCUUUUGACUGCCAUUGUUACAAAUAUAUUUUUUUUAUGUUACAAUAUUUUUUAUAAACACGUAAUACAAAGUUCUCCCUUAGGUAUAGUCAGCCAUUUUGUCUGUUAUACCCACAUCUUCCCUUUCCAUACAUUUCGGAUAUCCAUAAUUGUUUUUGAAACAAAGUAAAUAUCAAAUAGUGUUUCAGUUUCUCACCAGCACUCAUUCUGACAACUUUUCCACGCUCAUUUGAAUGGCUUUGUACGUACUUAGUGUUCAUUAUUAGCUACUCUACUUACCUCCAGCCCUCCAAUUUAUCACAAAUAGUUUGUAUAUAAAUAAUCAUCUAUUAAAUAAAAAAAAAUCGAAUUAUCAUAUCCUAUAUGCUGCCGGCAUAUGAGCGAUGGUUAUGAUCCAAUUUCUAGUUCUACAAGGAUAUAUGAUUUGUUUCUUUCUGAACUGUACAAUUAACAAAUAAUAUAAAAGUGAAACAGUUAAAGUAAGAAACUACUUUUCUUUACGCUCUACGUGAUCCAGCGCUCAAGAUUUAUUGCCGGUAAUUAUCAAACAAUUUAGAAUAGAGACCGGGGUAAAUGCGCAAUUAAUUAAAUGUUGAUCAUAGGAUUACAAAGUAAAAUCUUAAAAACAUAAAACAUAGUAUCUGAGUAUUGAAUUUUUAAAGAAUCAUAUCUCUGAUGUGAUCCCAGAAUGUACUUCUGUUAUGGGGUAGUUCCACAUCGUAACGAAGCAUCUAAAAACUUAUUUGUAGUUGGAUGUUUAUAAAUGAUAAUACAUACCAUCAGGUGGGCUACUUGCCCGUUGGACACUAUUGACAGACGAUUUGAGUCAUUACGAUCUGAGCCUCAGAGUAAACCAAUCAAAAUGAAUCAUGUGUUUAAAAAAACCUUUAUUUUUAUUGGUCAAUUUAAGCGAUAGAUUGAAAAGUGCGAUCAGGUUCGUUUAUCGUUAGUAAUACUAUACGCAAGAACUAUUCGCUUUUCAUACAUUAUGCAUUUAAUUUUGACACCCGGUCUCUACUUACAUUCCACUGAUACAUGUUAAUAGUUUAGUACACGGGCUUCGAAUCCCACACUCCACAAUGCAAAUAUAACCGCUAAGCUAUGUUAUUUUAAUUUUAUAGCCAAGGUUCGCUACCUAGUCAUGAGUAUUGGGUAAAAUUAAUUUUGAGGUUAUGUCACUCGUAAGCGACAAUAAAUGUCAAAUUAAUAUUAAAAUCAUGUAAAGAUGUCAUUAGUAUUAUCCAGAUUUAUUGAAAUGUUUACAUUAGCUUAUUUUCUUAGUACAUAAUGUUUAUUAGAUACUGUAUUAUGAAUUAUACGUAUGAAGAGUUUAUUUGAAUUGUGACGCAUUUUUUAAAUGACAUCUAUAUGGCGGGUAGCGAAUGUGUAAAUAGCUCUUGACCUAUGUUGUGAUUAUAUAUACGCAGCUGUUAUGCGAUAGUGUAAUAAAAAUGGCGGCGAGGUUUGACAUAUACAUGUGUCAAUUUUUUCUAAACGUUAAUUGUGAUGCACCCCAUCUUUGAAAUAAUAGAUGUCAGUUUUUCUUUUAUAUGUGUUCAAACGACACAUAAAUGCCAUCUAUUGACAUAUAGUGACACAAAAUGCCCCGUAUAUGUGUCAAUACGUCGUCGCCAGUAAUAGUGAUUUAAUGUAAAUAGUCUCUAAGUACUUAUUUGUGAUACUGAUUCGUUUUAAUAUUGAAUAUUUAAUAUUUGUAUAUGAUGUAGUUAGGGUGGAAUUAAUAAAAAUAAAUUGUUUAGUUUGAGAA